Molecule: messenger RNA, 1539 nt
Organism: Plasmodium gonderi
Lineage: Eukaryota; Apicomplexa; Aconoidasida; Haemosporida; Plasmodiidae
Product: variable surface protein
Exons: 3
Coding region: 1-1539 (512 amino acids)
Source: RefSeq, a predicted model, not a curated record
AUGAUCACUUACAGAACAAACUUUAUUUUAUAUUUUUAUAGAAUGACAACAGUAUCAUAUGAUAUAUCUGGUGGGAGGGAUUCGUAUAGCUAUGCUGAAUGUAUAGAUAAAUAUACUGAUUAUUUAGAUGAAUUUGAAAACAAAAUUAUUACCCUUGAGGUAAAAAAUAAUGCAGAAUAUUGCAUUGAAUGCGUUGAAUUAAGAAAAUCAAUGGAAAAUGAAAAGCUAAAAUUACAGGAAUGCUACAAAAAAAAAUAUAUACCACUUAGUGCAGAUCAAGAACAAACAAUAAAUAAUUUUAUUGAAAACUGUUCUGGUAAAUCUCAAUCUCGUUGCGAUUCAGCAUCUUCUGUUCAAAAUAAUGUUGCAUCUACAUAUGAAACACAGCAUCCAAAAGGGGAUAAGCAAAAACAAUUAGAUGAAACAGAAUCAGUACAAAAAGUGGAGGUACUGCAGGUUCCUGAAGACUUAACACAUCAUGCUAGUCCUUCAAAUACUCAAGAUAAUGAACAUCAGUCAGGAUAUAAUCAUGCGUUUAUUGCAUCUAUUCAACAAGACACAUCGACAGAAACUACAAUUCACAAAGAUUAUUCUACACAUAGAGCAUUAGAUAGCAAUGCAAACGAAGAACCUUUACAUACAAUCCAUACUGAAAAACUUGAAUCACAUUCUAAAAUCCCAGGAAAAAAAUUACAUGAAGAUUCUCUAAAAGAUGGAUUACCAGACACUCAACAUAAUAUUGAAAAAACUGUGGAAAACAAAGAGUUUGAAGGUCAAGGCUUGGCAACAGAACAUAAUAAACCUAUGUCGGUAGCUGCUAAAACUUAUUAUUCCGAAAAACAUAUUGGUGAUGUUCUUAUUCCUAUAUCUCCUGCUAACAUAGAUACUAAAGGUGUAGAACCUACUAAUUCAGUCAAUCAUACUGUAGGUGUUGUUGAUACAAGCAUUGGGCGUUCAUCCCAAAGUGAUGUAACACCUAGUUACUAUUAUAACAUGGGUUCAACUUCUGAUGAUAAACCUAUUCAUGAUACACAUUCUAGAAAUGAAGAUUCUAUUGUUUUACAGUCUAAUAUUGUAUCCUCUAUUGGUACACCUACUUCCAUUGGACGUGUCGAUAAUAUAAGCUUGGGUAUUGAAAUUAAUGCAGACAAAGAUACUUCUGAAAACCCCUGUGAUAAUGCAUAUAUUGAAGAAAAAACACAUGUUAGUAAAAAUACUUGUAGUGCAGUUUGUAAUAGUGGUAAAUCUUGUAAUGAAAUUAUUGAUCUUCAAUUAUCAACUGAUGAGGGGGAUAAUGUUUCUCACGUGGGAGAGCUUACACUAGCAGAAACAAUUAAUGAAAAAGAGAGAAGUACAGAAAAAACAGUAAUAGAUGCAGGAAAAUCGUAUGAAGACUUACAAUGGAAGCAUAAAGAUACUGUUGAUUAUAAACAAAAUCUACAAAAUGCUCAUAGAAAUUCUGGAUCAGAUUUAUCAAGACCCAAUGAGAACUCCACAACAAUAGGCAAGCACAUUCAAACAACUUCAUCAUCAAAUUAA